CUUGAGAUGACUUCAUUUGAGAAGACUCUCCCUCAAUCUCAAUGAAAAUGGGUGUUACUGUGUUUUUGUUGGUGGGUUUUCUUUCAAUGGUGUCCUUUGUUCAUGGGUAUGGAGGUUGGAUCAAUGCUCAUGCCACCUUCUAUGGUGGGGGUGAUGCCUCUGGGACUAUGGGAGGAGCAUGUGGGUAUGGGAAUUUGUACAGCCAAGGGUAUGGAACAAACACAGCAGCACUGAGCACAGCAAUGUUCAACAGUGGAUUAAGCUGUGGUUCUUGCUUUGAGAUUAGGUGUGUCAAUGACCGCAAAUGGUGCCUCCGUGGUUCCAUUGUAGUCACUGCCACCAAUUUCUGUCCCCCAAACAAUGCCUUACCAAACAAUGCUGGAGGAUGGUGUAACCCUCCUCAGCACCACUUUGACCUCUCUCAGCCUGUCUUCCAACACAUUGCCCAAUCCAGAGCUGGUAUUGUCCCUGUUUCUUACAGAAGGGUACCCUGCAGGAGGAGGGGAGGCAUAAGGUUCACCAUCAAUGGCCAUUCCUACUUCAACUUGGUCCUUAUAACCAACGUUGGUGGUGCUGGUGAUGUACAUGCUGUGGCCGUCAAAGGGUUCAGGACCCGUUGGCAGCCAAUGUCAAGGAAUUGGGGCCAGAAUUGGCAAAGCAACACCUACCUCAACGGCCAAACCCUCUCCUUCAAGGUCACCACUAGUGACGGUCGUAGCGUGGUCUCCUACAAUGUUGCCCCAGCUAGCUGGUCCUUCGGUCAGACCUUUAGCGGAAGACAAUUUCGCUAAAGAAUCAUAUUCCAACAGCACGGGGAUUCUCCAUUCUCAAAUUUAAUUUCUCUGUAACACAGAGAUUUAAUUUAGAUAUAGUCACUUGUAUUAGUAUUGUGACUUUUAAUUAGGAAGUAUAUAUUAUUAUCUAUUUUGGGUAAUUUUGGCCUCUAGGGUUUAAAAAAAAUGAAAAGGGGCUUAUUUUAAAUGGCCUUUUUAUCAUUUUAAUUUGCUUGUGGGGGUACCCUAAUAAUGGGGUGCCCUCUAUUCUUGAGGCCCUUUUUUUUUGGCAGAGGUGGACUGUUACCACCCGCCAGUAGUAGAUAGUUUCGUUAAUCUCUGUUUGGAUGCCUUUUUUUAAUUUUAUUUCUGCUAUUUGGUCAUUGCUAUCAGCUUCAGCUCUGAGAGUCCUUUUGUUUGUUGAGGUUUGAUAUGUAUGAUGAGAGAUUAAGAUGUAUAUUCAUCAGUUUGACUAGUAAUGAAAAGAGUGCUUAAUUUUCUAUUAUUA
Messenger RNA from Camellia sinensis, 1281 nucleotides. Its product is annotated as expansin-A15. Gene Ontology annotation, biological process: plant-type cell wall organization. Gene Ontology annotation, cellular component: extracellular region. Lineage: Eukaryota; Viridiplantae; Streptophyta; Magnoliopsida; Ericales; Theaceae. The record is from RefSeq and is a predicted model, not a curated record.